Caenorhabditis briggsae is the source of this 1365-nucleotide messenger RNA. Bases 1 to 1365 code for a protein of 454 amino acids. Gene Ontology annotation, cellular component: endoplasmic reticulum membrane. The transcript has 6 exons. Gene Ontology annotation, biological process: transmembrane transport. The record is from RefSeq and is a predicted model, not a curated record. Gene Ontology annotation, molecular function: transmembrane transporter activity. Lineage: Eukaryota; Metazoa; Nematoda; Chromadorea; Rhabditida; Rhabditidae.
AUGUCGACGUCGUCGCGGAAGGCGUUGGUGUUCGUCGUGACGUUUGUCAGCUACGGUCUCUACCAUGCGAGUCGUAAAUCGCUGUCCGGAGUGAAAUCGUCGAUAAAAGCCGACUGGUUGAGUAACACGUCCGCCCAUCCACCGCUAUUCACCUCAGAAGCCGAUGCCAAGCACUUUUUGGGAUCUCUGGAUGCCAUUUUCAUGGCUGCCUACGCCGCGGCAUUGUUCUUCUGGGGAUGGUUGGGGGAUCGGUUGAAUCCGAAGUUGGUGGUGGCCGCAGGAAUGAUUGGAUCCGCGAUUACGCUCACUCUAUUUGGAACAAUCCCCAAGUGGCUGAAUUUCUACCACGUCCCCUACUACAUCAUCACCUACAUUGCCUUCGGCCUCGUUCAAGCUUGCGGUUGGCCCAGUGAAAUCGCCAUAAUGGCCAAUUGGUUCGGAAAAGGGAAUCGUGGAUUCGUGAUGGGUGUGUGGGCGGCUUGUCAGCCAGUUGGCAACAUAUUCGGAUCGAUUUUCACUGCGAUGGUGCUGCCAUUGGGAUACGAAUACACGUUUUUGCUGAAUUCAGUGAUGAUUGCGAUUGGAGCAGUUGUUGUGGUGAUGGCUAUCGAUUCGACGCCAAAUGAGGAGCAUGAAGCUGGUGUGGAGGCUAAUAGCAAUGAACCCCAUCACAAUUUCCACGGAGAACCAAUCUCGCUAUUCAAAGCCGUUCUGCUGCCCGGCGUCCUGGCAUACUGUAUCUGCAACGCCUGUCUGAAGCUUGUGAACUACGCGUUCUUCUUCUGGCUUCCACUAUACUUGACUGACGCCUACAAUUGGGAAGAAUCACAAGCGGAUCAGUUGAGCAUCUGGUACGAUUUUGGAGGAAUUAUUGGAAGUGUCCUUGGUGGAUAUAUUACGGAUAAAAUGGGCAAACGAUCGCCACUGAUCGUCGCGAUGCUCGUCUGCUCCAUCGGCUGCCUCUAUUUCUACGCCCACGUCGGCCCGUACAUGUUCUGGAAUGCCCUGGUGAUGACUACUGUAGGAGUUACAGUAUCCGGACCCUACAACCUAAUCGUCGGAUCGAUUUCCAUCGAUUUGGGAUCACAACCGGCACUGGCUGGCAACACUCAAGCCAUGUCUACAGUAUCCGGGCUGUUGGAUGGUACUGGAUCGGCAGGAUCGGCGAUUGGACAAUUGCUCAUCCCAAUUAUUCAGGACGAUCUGGGAUGGAAGGCCGUGUUCUAUGUGUUUAUGUUGCUGAACGGAUUCGCGAUUCUGGCCAUUCUGAAACGCUGCAUCAUCGAUUUGAAAUCGCUUAGGAAAUUGCGAAGUGGCGAAGAAUCUCCGCUUCUCAACGACGAUGGAAAUCAACACGAAGACUAA